Messenger RNA from Owenia fusiformis, 1177 nucleotides. Lineage: Eukaryota; Metazoa; Annelida; Polychaeta; Sabellida; Oweniidae. The record is from the annotation of a GenBank genome assembly.
GUUUUCACAGAACCACUUCAGAAUGUCAUAUUCUUCAUAGUCCUGAUCCCGAUUAGAAUCAGUUGAUACAAAGAUAUAGGCCUAAUUAUUAUCAAAAUGGAUUAAAUGUGAAUUUGAUCUUGUAUCAUAUCCGAGAUGCAAAUAAAAUCUUAGAUAUUUGUGUUUUUUGAACCAAGAACAAGGGAAGCACUGCUCGAUGGAAUUGAGAUGCAGUAUUAUCAUCUACCCUCAUUCAUUAGGAAUAAGAGUACAGUGGGUGUAGCAUCAUAGUUGACAUUAUAGCUGCAUCAAUAUUAAACACGACCACAUCAUGAUUUUUUUGUUUCGCUCUACAGAGUAUAAAUAAGAGGUCAGAGUUGUAACAUCUAAAUUGUAGUCUUGUCAAUACUGGGAUAUGAUGAAGUUGAACAGAAAGUGGAUCGUUUUGCUUGUACUAAUGCUUGAAAUAGCAUCAGCAGCAGCAGCAACAGGUACUAUUGAUAUUAUUGCUGAUGAUGGUUUCGAUUUGUUUGUCGAUGGUACUAAAGUAGGUUCCAGUAAAAUAUGUUGUGAAAGAGGUGACAGUAACAUAUGUUGUGAGCCACAACGUUUCUCAAUUGCUAACCCAGAGAAUGUACAAGUGAUUGCCGUAAAAGCGUGGGACACUAUCUGCGUAACAUCGGGACUCAUUCUCUCAUUUCGUUAUGGUGAUUUUCUUCUUAACACUGAUAGUAACUGGAAAUGUCUCUCUAGAUCUGUUGAAUCAUCAUGGAACCAGCCUGGUUUCAAUGACAGGUAAUGUACUCAAUUUUUUCAUCUUGUGCUUAAUUGGCAGAUAGACGGGUCUCUUUUAAAAGUUAUGUUUUUAAGAUGAAAAAAGCAAAAUUGGCUACCUGUUCCAAUAUAACAAGUGGAACAUAAUUGAUAUAAUCAAAUUAAUGGGUUCUAAGUUAUAUGCCACCUCUUUACUUCGAAUUCCGAUUAAUUCAUAAAAUUCAAAUAUUCGAAAAUAAAAAAAACGAUGAUACACUACUGUACUGUUUGGUGAUAAACGUGACUUCCAUUUUUGCUUCAAUUUUUUGGAAAUGCCAAAAACAAAUACAAUAGAGUCGAUGUAUAUUUAAAGCAUUAUAGUUAACAAUCAUGGUGAGGCUAUGUAGGAAACCGAAAAAGUCAUUUUAAGUUGUUUAAUUCUUAA